GGUUGACGAAUGCGCAGUAUUGUGGAUACAGCGCUGGCAUAGCUAGAGUGUUAGCUAAAGCUCAAGUUUUGCUACUGUCUGGAAUAGCCCGCUCGUUAUUUUUUUAUCCACUAUAGACGAAGAAUGCCUCCAUUAAACGGAAAAGGCGAUGUUAUGUUUGAAGAAGAUGAUCUACCCUAUGAAGAGGAGAUCAUUCGGAACCCAUACUCAGUCAAGUGCUGGAUGCGAUACAUUGAAUUCAAACAGAAUGGAGCCAAAUCCACCCUGAACAUAAUAUAUGAACGGGCUCUGAGAGAACUGCCUGGCAGUUACAAGCUGUGGUACAGUUAUCUGAGAGAGAGACGGAAACAAGUCAAAGGGAAAUGCAUCUCUGAUCCAGGCUUUGAAGAGGUCAAUAAUUGCCAUGAAAGGGCAUUGGUGUUCAUGCAUAAGAUGCCUAGAAUAUGGCUCGAUUACUGCCAGUUCCUUGUGUCUCAGUGCAAGAUGACACGAAGUCGGCGGACAUUUGACCGUGCACUUAGAGCUCUUCCUGUUACACAGCAUCCACGCAUCUGGCCUCUUUAUCUCCGCUUUGUCCGUAACCUGCCCCUACCCGAAACUGCCAUCCGGGUGUAUCGCAGGUAUCUCAAGCUUUCUCCAGAGAAUGCAGAGGAAUACAUUGACUACUUACGAUCUGUUGGCCGUUUGGAUGAAGCAGCUGUCCGACUAGCAGCUGUUGUCAAUGAUGAAAACUUUGUGUCCAAAGAGGGCAAGUCCAACUAUCAACUGUGGCAUGAACUAUGUGACCUGAUCUCCCAGAACCCUGAUAAGGUGACCUCCUUGAAUGUAGGAGCCAUCAUCCGAGGAGGCCUCACUCGCUUUACAGACCAACUUGGAAAACUUUGGUGCUCUUUAGCCGACUAUUACAUCAGGAGUGGUCACUUUGAGAAAGCCCGUGAUGUGUAUGAGGAAGCCAUUCUUACAGUGGUCACAGUAAGGGAUUUCACACAAGUGUUUGAUAGCUAUGCCCAAUUUGAGGAGAGCAUGAUUGCUGCCAAGAUGGAGACCACUGCUGAGAUUGGGCAGGAUGAAGAUGAAGAUAUAGACCUGGAGCUCAGACUGGCCCGCUUUGAGCAGCUGAUAGCUCGGCGACCCCUCCUCUUGAACAGUGUACUACUGAGGCAGAACCCCCAUAAUGUACAUGAGUGGCACAAGAGGGUAAAACUGUAUGAGGGUAAUCCACGGCAGAUUAUCAACACUUACACUGAAGCAGUGCAGACUGUGGAUCCAAUGAAGGCCACAGGGAAGCCUCACUCUCUCUGGGUUUCCUUUGCCAAAUUCUACGAAGAAAAUGAGCAGUUGGAUGAUGCCAGGACAAUCUUCGAGAAGGCCACCAAGGUGAACUACAAGCAGGUGGAUGACCUUGCUGCAGUGUGGUGUGAAUAUGGAGAAACCGAGCUUCGCCACGAGAACUAUGAACAAGCACUGCGCAUUUUAAGGAAAGCUACAGCCAUUCCAUCUAAGAAAGCAGAGUACUUUGAUGCGUCUGAGCCAGUCCAAAACAGGGUGUACAAGUCAUUGAAGGUCUGGUCUAUGCUGGCUGACUUGGAGGAGAGUCUUGGCACAUUCCAGUCUACAAAAGCAGUUUAUGACCGCAUUAUUGACCUUCGCAUUGCAACACCACAGAUCAUCAUUAAUUAUGCCAUGUUUCUUGAGGAGCACAACUACUUUGAGGAAAGCUUUAAGGCAUAUGAGCGAGGCAUCGCUCUCUUCAGGUGGCCUAAUGUGUAUGACAUCUGGAACACUUACCUCACCAAGUUCAUUGAUCGUUAUGGGGGUAAGAAGUUGGAGAGAGCAAGGGAUUUAUUCGAACAAGCCCUGGAUGGCUGUCCUGCCAAGUUUGCCAAGACUAUUUACCUGUUGUAUGCCAAAUUGGAGGAGGAGUAUGGAUUGGCAAGGCAUGCCAUGGCUGUAUAUGAAAGAGCGACACAGGCAGUAGAAACAGUGGAGAGACAUCACAUGUUUAAUAUCUACAUCAAGAGAGCGGCUGAAAUUUAUGGUGUCACCUAUACCAGAGCAAUUUACCAGAAAUCUAUUGAGGUCCUUCCGGAUGAGCAUGCGAGGGACAUGUGCCUUCGAUUUGCUGACAUGGAGAGUAAACUGGGUGAGAUUGAUCGGGCCAGAGCAAUCUACUCCUACUGCUCCCAGAUCUGUGACCCAAGGGUGACAGCUAAUUUCUGGCAAGCCUGGAAAGAAUUUGAAAUCCGCCACGGAAAUGAGGACACCAUUAGAGAAAUGCUGAGGAUCAAACGCAGUGUCCAGGCCACAUAUAAUACCCAGGUCAACUUUAUGACCUCUCAGAUGAUGAAGGCCACAUCAAGCGCCACAGGCACAGUGUCAGAUCUUGCUCCUGGCCAGAUGGGAAUUGAUGACAUGAAGAUGUUGGAGCAGAAAGCUCAACAGCUUGCUGCAGAAGCUGAAAAGGACAAACCCAAGCCCAAAGAGAAGAUUCUGUUUGUUAGGAGUGACACUUCUCGCAGUGAGUUGGCCCAGCUUUCCAAACAAGCCAAUCCUGAUGAGAUCGACAUUGAUGAUGAUGAUGACGAUGACGAGGACGACAACAAAGACCAAGGACCGGAAGAGGUGCAGCUUGAACAGAAGAGUGUCCCUACAGCUGUCUUUGGAGGCCUGAAAGAUGACUGAGAGAUACCUUUACCUACUGUAAAGAUGUGGUCUUUGGAUUUUUCUUGAAGUUGUUGAAAAGACAAGAUUUUUAGGUUUUUGUAAAUGUCGAUUUGUAUCCACUUUAUAUCAUAGAAGCUGAUGUCUGUGAGAUUGUCUUAGUGGCAGUGUUUGUGCCUUCUGUUAACUUUCUUUUGAUUUCUAUAGUUCUAUAGAAAGAAACAAACCUCAUAGUUUUGGCCACAAGGUGUCAGCCUCUCUCACAUUUGGCUCAAACUACUUGUGCAGUUGAGCAGUUUUCUCUAAUGAAAUGAUCAUGUGGUUUUCAUGUUAACACUUUUUUUCUUCUUUUUUUUUUACUUUGUUUCCAAACAAUAUUUGUAAAAGAAUGAAUGGUGAAAGACUUUGGUAGACUUAUUAAAUAUCAGAGCAUUCUCUCUGAUAGGAACCUCUGCCCUAAAAACAAAGGGGAGGAGCAAAUAUUCAACAGGCAACAUUCAUUUGAAAGUGUAGCUGAGCAUUCAUGCUUCAUGUUGUUGGCUUGAGGAUCACUAGGUGUGUCCUACAAAGACUAGUGUUUUUGAAAAGAUUUCAUAAAUAAUAAAGUCAUGCUAUAUUUGUA
Molecule: messenger RNA, 3283 nt
Organism: Solea solea (common sole)
Lineage: Eukaryota; Metazoa; Chordata; Actinopteri; Pleuronectiformes; Soleidae
Gene: xab2
Product: XPA binding protein 2
Exons: 19
Coding region: 124-2682 (852 amino acids)
Biological process (GO): mRNA splicing, via spliceosome; generation of catalytic spliceosome for first transesterification step
Cellular component (GO): Prp19 complex; post-mRNA release spliceosomal complex; U2-type catalytic step 2 spliceosome
Molecular function (GO): protein binding
Source: RefSeq, a predicted model, not a curated record